Molecule: messenger RNA, 762 nt
Organism: Striga hermonthica
Lineage: Eukaryota; Viridiplantae; Streptophyta; Magnoliopsida; Lamiales; Orobanchaceae
Source: the annotation of a GenBank genome assembly
AUGAACUACUCCCUCACCAUCUCGGUCGACAGCGCCGAGCACGACAACCUCGUCUACACGUCCAAAAUCGACCUAAAGCCCUGGCACUUCUGGGCCAAGAAGGGUUACAAGACCCUCGAUCUCGACGGGACCCACCUCGACGCCUACUGGGACCUCCGCUCCGCCAAAUUCUCCACCGGGCCCGAGCCUUCCUCCGACUACUACGUAGCCCUCAUCUCCGAGGACGAGGAGGUGGUCCUCCUGCUCGGAGACCAGAAGAAGAAGGCCUACAAACGGACCAAGGCCCGGCCCGCGCUCGUCGACCCCAUGCUCUUCUACAAGAAGGAGAACGUGCUCGGAAAGAAGUCCUUCUCCACGCGGGCCCGGUUCGACCGGCGGCGGCGGGAGCACGAGAUUGUGGUGGAGAGCUCGACCGCUGGCCCGAGGGAGCCCGAGAUGUGGAUCAGCAUAGACGGUAUUGUGCUCGUGCACGUGAAGAACCUGCAGUGGAAGUUCAGGGGGAACCAGACGGUGCUCGUGAACAAGCAGCCCGUGCAGGUUUACUGGGACGUGCACGCGUGGCUGUUUUGCCCGCCGGGCUCUAAUCACGGGCUUUUUAUAUUCAAGUCGGGGGAAGGGGAAGGGGACAGUGAAGACGAGGAGGACAGCAGCAGCAAAGGGGAUGACAGCGAGUGCAGCGGGAAUAGCAAGUAUUACUCGAUACAGAGCUAUGCCAAGUGCGUCGAUUUUUGUCUUUUUCUAUACGCGUGGAAGAUCGAGUGA